This is a messenger RNA of Homalodisca vitripennis (glassy-winged sharpshooter), 1111 nucleotides long. RefSeq names its product roundabout homolog 1-like. Gene Ontology annotation, molecular function: cell-cell adhesion mediator activity. NCBI's taxonomy places the organism in Eukaryota, Metazoa, Arthropoda, Insecta, Hemiptera, Cicadellidae. The record is from RefSeq and is a predicted model, not a curated record. Gene Ontology annotation, cellular component: axon; plasma membrane. Gene Ontology annotation, biological process: axon guidance; homophilic cell-cell adhesion; dendrite self-avoidance.
AUGCUGACCGUGCCUCGUGAAAUGCCUCGGCCGAUGUUAUUGAAGUUUACCACGCGGAUGUUGUGCCGGACAGCCAACUCCUCAAUUGGGUCCCGGACCGAGGUGGAGUAUGGCCCGUUCUCAAGAUGUCCAGCAGGCCGGCGCCGGCAUGCACAUGUCACCAACAGAGGCUGGAGGGAAGGUCAUGGAUUUCACAAGUCCCGAGAUGUGGCGAGAGUGGCUAUCACCUCUGAUAUUAAUGGAACGGAAGCGAGGAGCUGGUCGCCCCAAUGGAUCUCGGAGCACCCCACGGACUGCCUGGUGCCUCGCCACGAGCCGGCGACCCUCAACUGUAAAGCGGAAGGGACUCCGCCCCCCACAAUCUCCUGGUACAAGGGAUGGCGAAACCGUAGCGCCUCUGGGGCCAGCCACAGAGUGUUGCUGCCCGCCGGGUCGCUGUUCUUCUUGCGGGUCAUCCAUGGACGCAAGGAGUCGGACCAGGGAGUCUACUGGUGCGAGGCUCACAACCUAGCAGGGUCGGCUCGCAGCAGGAACGCCACCCUGGAUGUCGCAGUUCUCCGAGAUGAAUUUCGGAUCCAGCCGAGCAGUCAGAGGGUGGCGCAGGGGGAGGUGGUGGUGCUGCAGUGUUCACCACCCAGAGGUCAUCCGGAACCUUCGGUUAUCUGGAAGAAGAAUGGUCAAGUCAUUGACCUGGAGGGGAAUCAGAGACUGCAGAUAGUGGACGGGGGAAGCCUGGGUAUCCAGGAUGCGCGCCAAGGAGACGAAGGACGAUACCAGUGCGUGGCCAAGAACACGGUCGGCGUCAGAGAGUCCCAGGUCGCUCAGCUCAAAGUGCAUGUAAAGCCGCAUCUAAUCCGAGGCCCCAAGGACGCCACGGCGCUCGCGGGCAGUAACGUGGUGUUCGCGUGCGAGGCGGGAGGCGACCCGCCCCCGGACGUGAUGUGGAGGCGGACCGCCGGGGGCGGCAGCAUGCCCCUGGGCCGCGUCCAUGUCCUGGAUGACCGCAGUCUGAGGCUGGAGAGUGUGGUACCCGAGGACGAGGGAGAGUACAGCUGUGAGGUUGACAAUGCUGUGGGUAGCCUCACAGCGUCCGCCACCCUCACCGUACAUU